AUGGAUAAUACUAUUGUUCUCUUCACAGUAAGCUUUCUUCUUGUAUCUUCAAAUGGCAUCAUGUCACAGCAGAAUUAUUCAGGAAACUCAGUACUAAGUUGCAGCAACAACGACACAGAGGGUCCUUCUUCAGAUUUCCUAUACACCUGCAAUGGAUUCCAAAAAUCUUGCUUAACCUUUCUCAUAUUCAAAUCCCAAACUCCUCACAACACCAUUGCCACAAUCUCCAACCUCACUUCCUCAAACCCAGAGGACCUUGCAAGGUUCAACAACGCCACUCAUUCCACACUGUUCCGAACCGGCAAAGAAGUCAUUGUCCCUCUCAAUUGUUCUUGUCCAACCAGAGAACAUGAUGAUGAUUAUGAUGAGUACUAUCAAGCUCAAACCACAUACGUUCUGCCAAAAGAUCCAACAUAUUUUACAACAGCAAAAGAUACCUUUCAGGGAUUAACCACGUGCGAUUCUCUCCAGCGUUACAAUCCUUAUGGGGUUCUUGAUUUGCAUCCUGGCAUGGUGUUGCACGUGCCCCUCAUAUGCGCUUGUCCGACGGCGCGUCAAGCCGGUAGCGGCACCAAGUAUUUGCUGACCUACUCGGUUAAUUGGGGUGAUAACGUCUCUAAUAUCGCAACACGGUUCCAUGUCAACGCAAGUAGUAUGGUUGAUGCCAAUGGUUUAUCCUCAGAAAAUGAAAUGCUCUAUCCAUUCACAAUUGUCCUGAUUCCAUUAACAAGUGAACCCAACAGCACAAUAACCAAAGUUCAAAAUGGUCAACCACCUUCUCCGACUACUCUUUACACUGUAAGAAAGGAUAAGACAAAGACAAAAAGAAAAAGAAUCAUAGUUGCUCUUACUUCUUCUGCGAGUUUCUUGUUUUUUCUGUUUGUCGUUUUAUCUCUCGUGUUUGUGCGUAGAAAGAGAUUAGAAAUUUUCUUCAGGGGAGAUAGAAGAGGCAGAACAAAGCAAGUGUUUUCAGAACAAAUACGUGAAGGGGUAGCAAGCAUUGAGCUUCUUUCCAAAGUGUACAAGUUUGAUGAAAUUAAAGAAGCAGAUGAGAAUUUCAGUGCAAGCAACAGAAUCAAAGGCUCUGUCUACCGUGGGGUAUUUGGUAAGGAGAGGGAAAUCAUGGCGAUCAAGAAGAUGAAUUUGGGUGCCUCUAAGGAAGUGAAUUUGUUAGGAAGGAUCAAUCACUUCAACCUGAUAAAGCUGGAAGGUUACUGUGAAAAAGAUGGAUCCUUCUAUCUUGUUUUUGAGUACAUGGAAAAUGAUCCUUGCUAUGUUCACAAGGCCAUAAACACUGACAAUAUAUUAUUAAAUAAAGAUCUAAGGGCCAAGAUAGCGAAUUUCACUUUGGCUAAAGAAUCAGAUAGAGAAGUAACAAGCUCUUGUUCUUAUUACACAUCACAUGUUGUGGGAACUAGGGGUUAUAUGGCUCCAGAGUAUCUUGAUUCAGGGAGAGUCACAUCGAAGAUGGACGUGUAUGCGUUCGGAGUGGUGCUGUUGGAAUUGAUCACUGGCAAAGAUUCUAUUAUUGUGCAGGAUGAUGGAACUGAGACGAUGCUUUCAUCAAUCAUAUUGAAUCUCAUUGAUAAAGAUGAUGCAGAAGAGAAACUCGGUUUGUUCAUUGAUCCUAGUCUCAUGGGAAACAGUGAGAAGGUCUGUGCAAUUCAGCUAGUUAAGCUAAGCCUAGCAUGCUUGGUUGAAGAACCUUCAAGGAGACCAAACAUGGCAGAAGUGGUCUCGAGUUUGCUUAGAAUAUAUACAGAAAUUGAGACAAGAACGUUACCCUGCCGCAUCAAUGACAGUGGAAGCACGGAGAGGUUAAAUCGUAUAGAGUGUGACUGGAGAAAUGAAGAGUGA
This is a messenger RNA of Arachis stenosperma, 1857 nucleotides long. Its product is annotated as lysM domain receptor-like kinase 4. The transcript has 2 exons. NCBI's taxonomy places the organism in Eukaryota, Viridiplantae, Streptophyta, Magnoliopsida, Fabales, Fabaceae. Gene Ontology annotation, biological process: protein phosphorylation. The record is from RefSeq and is a predicted model, not a curated record. The coding region runs from base 1 to 1857 and encodes 618 amino acids. Gene Ontology annotation, molecular function: protein kinase activity; ATP binding.